Pseudogymnoascus verrucosus is the source of this 1839-nucleotide messenger RNA. RefSeq lists its product as uncharacterized. The record is from RefSeq and is a predicted model, not a curated record. The coding region runs from base 276 to 1565 and encodes 429 amino acids. Gene Ontology annotation, molecular function: acetyl-CoA C-acetyltransferase activity. Lineage: Eukaryota; Fungi; Ascomycota; Leotiomycetes; Thelebolales; Thelebolaceae. The transcript has 2 exons. Gene Ontology annotation, biological process: fatty acid beta-oxidation.
AUUAUUCGUACCAAUACUUCCAGACCCGAUUACCGAGGGACGUUAGCCCGACGUAAUCCGGGCUCGACAUGUGUAGCGUGAGGUGCCGCCACCAGUAUAUGAAAGAGGAAUUGGAGAAGUUGCUGAUCCGAUUCAAACUCCUCACUCCUGCCAGCCGGGACAAUUGAAACCUCUACCCCUCUUUCUCCUCUUUCUCUUCUUACCCCUCAUCCCUCAUCCUUCAUCCUUUAAUAUAUAUAUUACCGGAGAAGAUUACUUCUCAUAGCUCUCUCGUCAUGUCACUACGCAUGGCCAUGUCUUCUCUAUCGGCUUCAACCCAGCGCGUUGCUCAGGUGUCGAGGCACUUCAGCACCAGCAGAGCCGCGAGGCAGGAGAUCCAAGAUGCAUACAUUAUCAGUGCUUCGAGGACACCAACAGCAAAGUUCAACGGUUCCUUCCUCACAGUUCCAGCCCCUAAACUCGGCGCCGUAGCGAUCAAAUCCGCGCUCGAGAAGUCCAAAGUCCCCAUCUCCAAAAUCACCGAUGUCUACAUGGGCAACGUCCUCCAAGCCGGCGUGGGCCAAGCCCCCGCCCGUCAAGCCGCCAUCUUCGCCGGCCUCCCCACCUCCGUCGAAGCCAUCACAAUCAACAAAGUCUGCGCCUCGGGCAUGAAAGCCGUCGUCUUCGCCGCCCAAAACAUCCAGCUCGGUCUCGCCGAGGCCCAGAUCGCCGGCGGCAUGGAGAACAUGUCUCGCGUGCCCUCCUACCUCCCGCGCGCUAGCUCCCAACCCGCCUUCGGAAACCAGAACAUCAAAGACGGCCUGAUCGAAGACGGUCUCUGGGACGUAUACAACCAAUUCCACAUGGGUGUCUGCGCGGAGACCACAGCAAAGAAAUACAACAUCACCCGCGAACAACAAGACGAAUACGCCGUGCAAUCCUACAAACGCGCACAAGACGCCUGGAAAGCCUCCGCGUUCAAGGAGGAGAUCGCCCCCGUCACCGUCACGGGCCGCAAGGGCGAUACCAUCAUCGACACCGAUGAGGGCUACCUGGACAUCAAGCCCGAGAAGAUCGCCACCCUCAAGCCCGCCUUCAUCCGCGACGGCACCGGCACCGUCACCGCCGCCAACGCCUCAACCUUCAACGACGGCGCCUCCGCCCUCGUCCUCGUCAACGCCGCGCUCGCGCGCGAAUACGGCUCCGACUCUCGCGUCCUCGCGCGCAUCUGCGGCACCGCGGACGCGGCUGUGGACCCAGUCGACUUCCCUAUCGCGCCGGCGAAGGCGGUGCCGAUUGCGCUGGAGCGGGCGGGGAUCACGAAGGAUCAGGUUGCGGUGUGGGAGUUUAACGAGGCGUUCGCGGCGGUGAUUAAGGCGAAUGAGAAGAUUCUUGGGUUGGAGGGGAAGAGGGUCAAUGAGCUUGGUGGGGCGAUUUCACUGGGUCAUGCGUUGGGGAGCUCGGGGGCGAGGAUUUUGGUCACGUUGUUGCAUCAGUUGAAGGUGGGGGAGUAUGGGGUGGCGGCUAUUUGUAAUGGGGGGGGGGCGGCGACGGCGGUUGUGGUGCAGAGGAUUGAGAAGGUGUAGGGGGGGUGUUGAAAUAUUAGUUAUAUAGCGGAAUCAAAAGAUAUUGUUUUGUAUAGAGGGUUUAAGGGGUGUUGCCUGUGUGGGAAAGUGUCAAGUGUUCAGUGUCGAGUGCAUGUAGUGUCGAGAAUAUACAGACUUGAGUGUAAACAGUGUCGAGUGUGUAUAGUAGUAGAGCCUCUACGGAAGGAUGCUCUACAGUAAGAUGAAUACCUACCGAAUCGGGAAUCUAUUAUCAAGUCUCAAAUUUCUCAUGCGUCUAUAAAAUACCCUGAUA